This is a messenger RNA of Gaeumannomyces tritici R3-111a-1, 3667 nucleotides long. RefSeq lists its product as hypothetical. The transcript is spliced from 9 exons. The coding region runs from base 138 to 2909 and encodes 923 amino acids. Gene Ontology annotation, molecular function: serine-type endopeptidase activity; tripeptidyl-peptidase activity. Gene Ontology annotation, cellular component: cell wall; cytosol; membrane. The record is from RefSeq and is a predicted model, not a curated record. Gene Ontology annotation, biological process: proteolysis. Lineage: Eukaryota; Fungi; Ascomycota; Sordariomycetes; Magnaporthales; Magnaporthaceae.
GCCUGUGCUUGGCUCCGCGUCUCAUCCGUGGUUGUGUAUAUAGGUAUAACUGCGGCCGCUCCCGCCGCAGGGACCGGCCCCGAUGCCCUGCUGUUGCCCAGGGCGCAUCCAUCCUGUCCACCUUUUCUUCUUUUGCAAUGAUGCACCGUCUGCUACGAGCCCUCGUGCUGGCACUGCCCCUGGCCCCGAGCCUCGCGCACGCCGAGCCUGCCGCACCCCGCCGCUUCCCCCGCCGCGACGUGGCCGACGACUCCGGCGGCGCUCCUAAGCGGUUCGUGGUCGAGGCGGCAGCGGGCGUCUCGCUCGACAGCCUCGGCCGGCAGCUCGCCGCGGCCGGCGCGCGGGUCGUCAAGACGUUCGACUCGGACGUCUUUUCGGGCCUGACGGUCGAGACGACGACGGGCGCGCAGCACGGCGUCGAGGGCUUGCUGCGGCGGCUCGGGGUGGACCAUGUGGUGGUGGGCGCGUGGCCGGUGCAGAAGAUCCCGCUGCCGUCGACGGUCGCCGAGGACGAGGGCGUGUCGCUGGCGUCGCUUGGCGAGGGCGCGGCGGCGCAGAACUGGUCGAUUCACCACUCGACGGGCGUUGAUGAGUUGCACAAGGCGGGUUUCUUGGGCAAGGGCGUCAAGGUCGCUGUUAUCGACUCGGGGGUUGACUACCGCCAUCCUGCUCUUGGAGGAGGGUUCGGGCCGGGAUUCAAGGUGUCUGGAGGUUAUGACCUGGUGGGAGAUGAAUAUGACGGCACCAACCCCAAAAAGCCAGACGGCGAUCCCAUGGACUUUCUCGGCCACGGCACUCAUGUUUCCGGCAUUAUUGCUGGCAAGAACGAAUUUUUCGCUGGCGUAGCUCCAGAAGCAGAGAUUCUCUCCUUCAAGGUCUUUGGCGCUGUUGAAGCCACCGACGAAGACACGCUCGUGGAAGCCACAUUGAUGGCCUACGAAGCAGGGGCCGACAUCAUCACAGCAAGCAUCGGCCGGGCAUCCGGGUUCGCCGACGGGGCGUGGGCCACGGUGGCGUCGCGCAUCGUCGGGCGCGGCGUCGUCGUCGUCAUCGCGGCCGGCAACGACGGCGAUGAGGGCCCCAUGUACGCUAGCAGCGGCUCGUCGGGCCGCGACGUGCUGGCCGUGGCCGCCGUCGACACCAGCCUCGUCCCCGCCAAGCCGUGGCGCGCCACGUUCUCGACGGCCGACAACCAGACUCGCACGAUGCAGAUGGCCUACAUGCCGCCCGUCAACCGCCCGCUGUGGAAUCUCAGCGGAGUGACCAUCCGGCCCCUCAGUCUCGACACGGCCAACCCGUCCGAUGGCUGCGGCGCUCUGCCCGCCGACAUGCCCGACCUGUCUGGCGUCAUCGUGCUGGUUCGCCGCAGCCUCGCGUGCAGCUACUACGACGUCCAGGCCAACGUGGAAAAGUUUGGGGCGCGCGCCGUACUGUUCUACAACAACGACCGCCGACCCUUUGCGCACGUCGUCAACUCGGCUUACAAGUCCCAGCUCGCCAUGAUUGACGCCCAGGCCGGCGCUGCCAUUAUCGAGGUGGUCAAAGCCGGCGGGAGUGUCACGGCCGACUUCACUCCUCCACAGGACGACAACUGGGCCGUCGGGUUUCGCGACAGCCCCGUCGGUGGCAUCCCGUCGACCUACAGCAGUUGGGGUGGCACCAACGACCUGGGCAUCAAGCCCGACGUGGCGGCGCCCGGCAGCCGCAUCUGGAGCACUUUUCUCAACGGCACCUUCAAGACGCUCAGCGGCACCUCGAUGGCGACGCCGUACCUGGCGGGCGUGGCGGCGCUGUACAUUGGCGCGCACGGCGGGCGACAGGUGCACGGGCCGGGCUUCGCGCGCGCCUUGUCCCGGCGGCUCAUCGCGAGCGGCGCGUCCCUGCCGUGGCAGGUCAUGGAGGUGGUGGAGCUGCCCGUCGACUUUGGCUUCCUCGCGCCCGUGCCGCAGGCCGGGUCCGGUCUCGUCAACGCCACCAGGGUGCUGGCCCAGACGACGACGCUGGCCCACGAGCCGCUGGCCCUCAACGACACGGCAAACUUUAGGCCCGCGCACGCCGUCGACAUUACAAAUGGCGGGAGUGAGCCGGUGUCUUAUACCUUCUCGCUGCUUCCCGCGGGUGGGUUCAACCUGCAGGGGCGCACCACGGGCUUCCUGGCCGAUGUCCUGGACGUGAAGCCCUUUGCGCUUGCCCCGCGGGUCGACUUUCCGACUGCGCCGUUUGUGGUGGCGCCAGGAGAGACGAGGAGAGCAGACCUUGUCUUUACCGCGCCACAGGCUGCCGACCAAUCCAAGCUACCCGUCUACAGUGGCAAGGUGGCCAUCACGGGAAGCAACGGUGACGUCUUGGGGGUCCCGUACUACGGCGCCGCCUUUGACCUGCGCCAGCAGACCCAGGGCAGGAUGUUCCCGCCAUCCUAUCCGUUCCAGCGCUCGGGGCCGCGGGGGCAGGACAUUGACGUGUACAAUACGUACUCGUUCAACCUAAGCCGCGCCGCCCAGGACUUUCCCAAGGUGCACGCCAUGUUUUUCUGGGGCGUGCGGGAGCUGCGAUGGGAUAUCUUCAACCCCAGCUACAACGAGAGCCAGUGGACGUAUCCCCCCGUCGUCGGCCAAAACGGCUACGUCGGCUCGGCCACCUAUUCCACAUACGCCUCCUCCCGGGCCACCUUCGACCCCGCCACCAUGGACAAGGACCGCGUGCUGCCGUUCCCUGCGACGCUGCUGGAGCGCACCACGUCGUGGAGUCAGGUUGGCAGGCGCUUCUGGUGGCUGGGCCGGUUCGCCAACGGGUCCGACGUGGCGCCGGGCAGGUAUCGAAUGCGCUUCGCCGCCCUCGCCCCCAACGCCGACCCGGCGCGCCCCGAGAGCUGGACCGUGUGGAAGACGCCCGAGAUUUCUGUGGUGUAGCCAGCCGGUGCGGGCUUUGUCAAGCACAUGGCAGAGGAGAAAUUAUUUGGGUUCUCACGCCACAUUUUCACGUUCCCACUGUUGUUUUAACAAAUGCAAAUUGACGUCGCUAUGGACCUAGUCUAUUCAGUGGGUGCCUACAACGCUACUUGCUUCUGUUUAAAAGUGCGGUGUUUUGUUCUAAGCUAAUGCCCAAACGUUGGCUCAUCUCCUCUCCACCGACUCCUGUUCGAUCCAUUAUCAUCUGCUCGGUGCUCUGAAUCGGACCCUUGAUGGCUAAGUUGGGUUUCCCCUUGCCGGGUCUUGCUCCUGUCACUCGGCCAUGGCACCGGUUUCGGUUUCUCACGUCACAUUUCACGUUCCCACUGCUGUUUAAAUAAAUGCAAAUUGACGGCGCUAUGGACCUAGUCUCCUCGUACCAGCUUCUGGCCGCGCUGCGCGACCCUGUGGCAUGGGUAGACACGCAGUUCCGGCAGUGGGUGGCUACAACGCUACUUGUUCUAAGCUAAUGCCCAAAGGGCCGGGUCCUCCCCAAACGAUGGCUCAUCUCCUCUCCUGUUCAAUCCAUCAUCCGCUCGGUGCGCUGAAUCGGACCCUUGGUGGCCGAGUGCUGUUCAAGGGACAAGCCUUCCCGCAUGGGUGUGCUCUGGGCCUGGUGGUGGUCCCGAGCACAGUAGGGCAAGUCCCUGUUCCUCUGCGUGUAGCCGCAGCGUAGGCAGUAGCUGUGGAAGGUCUUUAGCGAGGGCGUCCAAAUGCAG